CAUGGCACCAGACGUGGCCUGGAUCCUUGUACUCCAUCUUGUCUUACGGCCGACUCUGGUGACGGGCAUCACCAUGCAGACAGCGAUCAAGAACUUCCGAAACUUACACGUUGACUACCCCAUGGUUAACUACCCGAAGGGUUUCCAUGGAUACUGUAAUGGCCUCAUGGCCUACGUGAGAGGCAAACUGCAGGACUGGUACUGCCCUAAGAUCCACUAUGUGGUCCAUGCCCCCAUGGAAGCCAUCCAAAAGUUCUGUAAAUACAGCGAGAGCUUCUGUGAAAACUACAACGAGUACUGCACCCUCACUCAGAACUCCUUCCCCAUCACAGUCUGCACCCUGGGCUAUCAACAGGCCCCAACCAGCUGUAGCUACAACAGCACGCUGACCAACCAAAGGCUAUACUUACUCUGCUCCCGCAAGCAUGACGCUGAGCCAAUAGGUAUCAUUGGCCUCUACUAGGGACUUAGUUCCCAAACCAGUCCCACCUACUACAGGCCUCUACAUGCUACACCGAGGCCCGUUCCCAAACUCUGAGUUUGUCUGCAAGUCUUCCUUCCUGACAUCUGAGACAGAGCCCAGCCUUCCUUCAGGCCCUUUUGCCUUCUCAUCACCCCCAUCAUGAGCCUUCCUCUCCCAGAGACAGUAAAACCCACCCAAGAAGCAGCCUGUGUCCAGCUGGCAUUGCUUGUAUAUCUGCUGGGCCAGAUCCUGACUCCUGGAGGGAGGCCCAGGCCCCAGCUCACACCAUGGCAACAGGCACCCAGCUCCAGUAUCUCCCCCUAGGCCUGUUUUUAGCGCCAGUCAGUCCUCCAC
Molecule: messenger RNA, 817 nt
Organism: Apodemus sylvaticus (European woodmouse)
Lineage: Eukaryota; Metazoa; Chordata; Mammalia; Rodentia; Muridae
Gene: Rnase13
Product: ribonuclease A family member 13 (inactive)
Exons: 1
Coding region: 2-463 (153 amino acids)
Molecular function (GO): nucleic acid binding
Source: RefSeq, a predicted model, not a curated record